Molecule: messenger RNA, 2295 nt
Organism: Hemibagrus wyckioides
Lineage: Eukaryota; Metazoa; Chordata; Actinopteri; Siluriformes; Bagridae
Gene: draxina
Product: dorsal inhibitory axon guidance protein a
Exons: 7
Coding region: 460-1434 (324 amino acids)
Biological process (GO): axon guidance; Wnt signaling pathway
Cellular component (GO): extracellular region
Source: RefSeq, a predicted model, not a curated record
GAGGUUCAGAAAUAUUCUCAGAUGCUACUCCUAGCAAGUUAUUAUUAUAGCAAACAAAUUCACAGUAGCAGGACUUUUUAGAAGUUUGAGAAGCAGUGGGAACAAAAGACAGGAACGUGUGGGAUCUUAAGGAGCAGCUUUUAAAGGAUGAGAGCGGAGAUGUGUACUUGAUGUAGAAAGAGUGGAUAUACAUUAAGGCUUUGUUUCUAUGCAAUUUACCUUGUUUAUGCAGUGGUGGUUCAAGUGAUUAAGGCUCUGGGUUGUUGAUCGGCGGAUCAGGGUUCAAGCUCCAGCACCACCAAGCUCUACUGUUGGGCAACUGAGGAAGGUAUUUAACCCUCCCUGCUCCAGGGGUGUUGUAUCAUAGCUGCCCCUGUGCUCUGACCCCAACUUCCUCAGCUGGGAUAUGUGAAGAAAAGAAUUCCACUGUGCUAUAAUCAGGAGGCACUGUGAGUGAAAAUGAAGUCCCUCAGCUGGUGCAUACCCUUCACCCUUCUUCUCGCAUCCCUCACCCUUCCCUCACAAAGUGCAGAGAAUCCUGGAAGGAAAAAGGUAAAGGAUCCUGAGGCAUCGUCAUUUCAUGGAGGCAGCUGGAGGAGGCAAGGUUCACGAGGCGUGUUUUCCCAUAAAUCUUUCCAGCCUGAAGAUGACGGAGUGGGUCUGGAGGGUCUGAGCCCGGUCCGUCUGGAAAUAGGGCCAGGAGAUUGGGAUAGGGAAAGAGGCAUAAGGCACACGAGAGGGCCCAAGCAGCAUCAAGGAGGAGAGUUCCAGCGCAAAGGCAGGAAAAAUGGCCAAGUGGAGGGCAAGAAACAUGGACGCAAGGACAAAGCACAUGGCCAAGGGUUCUUCCAUGACACUGGAUUUGGCUCUUCGAUGAGAGAUGUUGACGAAACCUAUGCCCGCUUGUCCAAUCGUGAAGCUGCUGCACUCGCAGAAGGCCCCGCCUCUCGCAUACCGGUAGCCACAGCAAUGCCUGAGCAUCCACCGACUCGCGCCCCGACCUCCACUAAACCACAGAAGGCAGGUCAAGGAAAAGCUCAAGAUGAAGUGUUUCCUACUUUGGACAUGGCGCUUUUUGACUGGACAGACUAUGAGGACAUGAGGCCUGAGGACAGCUGGCCACCCAACAAGAAAAAAGACAAGCGGCGCAGCAAGAACAUGAGCAGUGGCAACACUACCGUGCCCACAGAUGAUGUCGAACCAUGUGACCAUCAUCUCGACUGCCUGCCUGGGUCUUGUUGUGAUCUCAGACAUCACGAGUGCAGCCCAUAUAACCGUGGUCUGAACAACAAGUGCUACGAUGACUGCAUGUGUAAAGAAGGUCUCCGUUGCUACGCCAAAUUCCACCGCAAACGAAGGGUGACCCGGAAACGUGGCCGCUGCGUGGAACCCGAUUCGGCCAACAGCGAGCAAGGAGCCUUCAUCACGAUCUGACGAGAGAGAUGGAUAGAGAGAGAAAGACGGAGAAAGAAAAGCCCAUCAUGACCCUACAACCCUGUACCUCCUUCUAAAAGACUUCAGAUGGACUGAAUCUGAAUGGAAAAAUUUAGCGAGUUAAAAAAAUAUACGAAUCUGACCAACUCGCUUGGGUGUUAAAGUGCACUGUGUUCCAACGUCACUCACACUGUACAUAUGAUUUUGUGUCUAAACUGGACAGGAAGUUGUUUUUGUUAACUGAGAAUGCUGAAAACCUUUUGCUGUAAUAAUUACAUUGGUGUGUAAAAAAUUUUAUUUUUUAUCAUUUUUUUUUUUUACUUAUGCUGCACCUACUUGUCAUUGUAAAAUACCAAGAAUAUGUUGAGUUCAGAACCAUGGUCAAUUUAUGUAAUAUUUCUUACAAUUAAAUGAUUAUAAAAAUAAUUAUCGGAAUAUUUCGACCCUUUGUAAACAUUUGAAUUGAUUUUUAUAAAAAUUAAUUCAUUUAAUUUCAGGAGUAAUUUGCCAUUCGUUUUUUUUGUUAGGAAAUAAAUGCCUGAAUAAAGGAGAAAAAUUAACAAUAUUAUUUUGAUGUCAUAAUAAGAUGACGUAAAUUGAUCAGUGUUUAUUGUAUGUUUAAUGUACUGCAGUGUAGGAAAAAGAGAACGGUGUAUAAAAGGAUAGAUGCGUAAUUUUCUUCUUCCUUCAGUGAUAUGUUUUGCCUUCAUGGCUUUAUUUUAAUGCAGGGCUUUUUUUUCUUUUUCUUUUUUUAGGUGACCAUCUGGACAUUAUUUGGUCCGUUGAAUACAGCUCAAACGUAUUCUGUGUGGGUUUUUUUUUCUAACUUCAAUGUCCUAAUUAAACUAACGCAAUUAACAA